GGGUUCCUCAUUUAUUAGCCAAGUAUUGAAUGCUAUUUUUAAAACAUAACCUCACUUCUCAGGAACCUGACUUCUCUACAGACCUCACCAAAAUGUAAGUCAGGAUAACGUCAAUAUGACAACUGAAUAAAAGAUUUAAGACAAGGAUAAUAUGAUUUCCUAUGCUAAUCAUUCAUUUAAGGCUUGUCACUUUUUUGGCUUCACUUCUUGGUUUAUUUUCUUUACUGUAAUAUCAUGUUUCUUACGCAAUAUGUCUAUAGAGAUCUGAGCUACAUUUAUCUCUACAGUGAGAUUAUAUGGUAAACAUUUUUUAUCUGUCAUCUCCAGACUUCUCUAAACCUGAAACAAACUAAAAUGGCUAGAGCUCUGACUUUCCUUCUCAUUGGCUGUCUGCUGAAAGGAACCUGACUUCUCUACAGACCUCACCAAAAUACUCCUUUAAACUUGAAACAAACUAAAAUGGCUAGAGCUCUGACUUUCCUUCUCAUUGGCUGUCUGCUGAAAGGUGCCCUGUGUGGACGGUUUCAGGUCUUUAUGCCGCACACUAUAGAGGUUCUGAGUGGAUCCUGUGUGACCAUCCCCUGCUCCUUUGACAUACAGAGCAAAUAUAAAAAUGACUUAGAUGACACAUGUACAGCAAUAUGGAGAAACAAAGAUAAUCAUGACUUUACCAACAUUAAUCCAAAACUAGGACACUUAACAAAUAAAAGCUGCACCACAGUCUUCAAUAAUAUGCGUCCUGAUUAUACCAAUGACUAUUACUUCAGACUGGAGUGUCAGAAUGAACUGAAAUGGAGUUUUAAAAACACUUUUGUGAAAAUUGUGGUCAAAGCUGAUCCUCCCUCACCGACUCUGACUCCAUCCAAACUGAGGGUGAAGGAGGGAACCUCAGUGAGUUUGAAGUGCUCUGCUCCAGCUCUCUGUCUGUCUCAUCCUCCAACUCUGACAUGGACCCCCGGCCUGGGUGACAGUCAGGAUACACUGCAAGAGACAUGGGACAAAACUAAAGUCAAGACUUCUGUUCUGAACUUCACUGCUUCUUACCUCCAUCAUAGAAAGACCAUCUCUUGUACUGCCACCUACAACAGACAAGAUGGCAGCACUGUGUCAUCUGUUAGCAGAAGUUUAACAGCUGCUAUUUCAUUUCCCCCACAGAUUCUGCAUUCAUCUGACUGCACCAAAACUACAAGCCAGAUCAACUGUUCUUGUGAGACUGUGGGAAACCCUUCUCCCAUUUUACACUGGUAUUUGAAUGGGCUACCUGUCAAUCACUCUGACAGGUUUACAAUCAGCAGUGAGUCGCUAAAUGUCACAGUUCUGAGGACCAUCAUUACUGUGAAUCAGUCACAAUGGAGGGAUCUUUCCACCUUGGUUUGCCACAGCUCCAACUCUCUUGGAACUGCCAGCCAACGUUUUUGCACCACCAGACCUGAACAACAAACCUCUGCAGGAAGUCAUGGCCAAGUGACGUUGCCAGUCUUCAACGCCACAGUUGUUGCUCUACUAGUGCUAGUAUGCAUACUGCUAUUUGUUAUCAGGGUUCAGAGGACUCACUAUAACCUUCUUAAGAGUCAGCUCACAGGUGACACCAGCACAGGUGCAAUGAGCCAAGUUCUAACAAGAAGGGAGGGAAAUGAGGCACCUAACGAAACAGAAGCCGACAUUUAUUCAUGCACCAACGUGCCAAGCUCUGGCCCAAACAAUGCAGAAAAAGCCAGAACAAGCACAGAGAAGAAUGAGGAAGGGAGUGAUGUGAUUUAUUCCAGUGUGAAGUGGAAGAACAAGAACAAGAAGAAGAAGCAAGACCCUGUGGACAUGGAUCCACCUGGUAGCUCCUAUCUGGAGGAGGAGAGGUGCAUAGUGGGAGGCAUGAGCAGAGGUUUUGUGAGCAAUGCACUGGAGAUGGGGAACAUAUUUGACAAAGGGGAGCCUAGAAGGGUGAAAAGGGAAGUUGAAAGUGAAUAUGCUCAGGUUAAGUUUAAACCCAAGAGUGCUGUACACAAAUAGUUAACUAUUUUGUUGGUGGUUGUUGUUUUUAGUCAAACUAAGACUAGUACAUUUGAUCAAAGAAUUAUGUACCUUUAUUUUUCAAGCCAGGGUUUUUUUUAAAAUCUUAAAGCCUUGACUUUUUCAAACCACGGUAUACCUUGAAACCAUUAACCGGCCCAUGCCUAGUUGUAAGUACAUAAUAAUUUUUUUAUCAAUUAACGUUUUCAUUAUUUCUGCUUUGUUAAUGGAAAAUAACAUACAAAAUGGUGUAAAUCAUAUUCACAUUUUUUUCCUUGUAUGGUGGUGGUCAUAUGUGAAUUAAGAGAGGCCUGUUUUCCCAUUUAUUUAGCAGUAUGUAACAAUCUAUUUUGUUUAAUAGGUUAU
This is a messenger RNA of Lates calcarifer (barramundi perch), 2373 nucleotides long. RefSeq names its product sialoadhesin. Bases 460 to 2007 code for a protein of 515 amino acids. The transcript is spliced from 9 exons. The record is from RefSeq and is a predicted model, not a curated record. NCBI's taxonomy places the organism in Eukaryota, Metazoa, Chordata, Actinopteri, Centropomidae.